AUGGAGCGAUCUGCUUCGGGUAAAGAUGUUGCAUCGAGGGACUUUACUGAGUCUUCCUCCUCCGGUGGGAUGUUUGAUGCAUCACAGUACGAGUUUUUUGGUCAACAUGCUGGGGAUGGAGUGGAGUUGGGUGGUCUGGAAGAUCAAAAUCCUGUCUUUGGAUCUGUCGGUGACGAAUACCGCUUGUUUGAUAGAGAUGAAGGGGCAAGCUUAGGAUCCUUAUCUGAUAUGGAUGAUUUGGCAAGUACCUUUGCGAAGUUGAAUCGAGUUGUUACUGGUCCAAGGAACCCAGGAGUGAUUGGUGAUCGGGGAUCAGGAUCAUUCUCCAGAGAAAGUUCAUCGAUCGCUGAAUGGGCACAAGACAGUGAAUCUUCUUCCUGGUUUGAUCAACAUGGAUAUGAUUCAGAAAGUUUUCAUGACAGCAGGAUGUCUUCUUUAUCCCUCACCCAACCUUUAUCUGCUAGGCUAUCAGAAUCAAAACCUCUGUACAGAACUUCCUCUUAUCCCCAGCAGCAACAUGGAGAAUUCAGCAACAACUGGCUAGAUCAGCAGAUAUUUGAUACAGAAACCGUUCAGGAAAACAAGAGAUGGUCAUCACAGCCAUCUAUUCAUUUCGCAGAAUCAAAACCCUUACACAGGACUUCUUCCUAUCCUCUACAGCAACACCAGCAGCAUUUCCCAAGUGAACCAGCUCCUUUUCCAAAAUCAAAUUUCACUUCUUUUCCGCCACCCGGUGGCAGAAUUGAUCAGCCACUACAACAGUACCAUAGUGUUCCUUCUCCUUCAGGGGGAUUGCAGUUGCCAUAUUCUGCUCCAAACAUGUCUCCACUAUCCAACCCCAACUUCCAUUUGGCUGGUUUACAUCCUGGGGCACACUUUGCUGGAAAUAUGUCCCAGCAGAUCACAUCUCCUGGCCUUUCUUUUAGUAACAGGCCUCAGAAGCAGUGGCUCAACCAUGGUGGCUUGCUAAACCAUGUCGACCAUUCUAGUCUUUUGCAGAGCGUCUUGCAACAACAGCUGUCUCAGCAUCAGAAUGGGCUCAUGGCUCCACAGUUGUUGUCACCCCAAAGCAGGUUGCACUCUACGGUUCAACCAUCCAUGGCUCAUUUUGCUGCACUGCAGUCUCAACUCUAUGCUUCGCAUCCAUCAGCUCAUAAAUUAAUGCUCGGUUUGGGGGAUGGUAGGGAGCACAAGCAUAAGUCACAUAGAGGGCGUCAUAAUUCUCGGUCUUCAAAUCAGGGUUCGGAUGCUGGUGGUAGUCAGAGAAGUGACAGUGGUCCAUCGAUUCAGUUCAGAUCAAAAUACAUGACAUCUGAAGAGAUUGAGAGCAUUCUGAAAAUGCAGCAUGCAGCUACUCAUGGCAACGACGCUUAUGUAGAUGAUUACUACCAUCAAGCUCGCCUCUCCAAGAAAUCUACCACAGGAGGGUCAAAGUCGAAGCAUCACUUCUGCCCAUCUCACCUGAAAGAGGUUCCUUCUCGAUCACGAAACAAUAGCAGUUCUGAACAGCAGCAGUCGUAUCAUGUGGAUGCAAUGGGGAAGAUUCCCAUACCAACUGUACGUAGGCCCCGCCCUCUCCUCGAAGCAGGCCCUGUUUCUACAGAUGGCAGUGAACAGAUAUCCGACACGCCUCUCGAGAAGGAACCAAUGCUUGCAGCUAGAGUCACAGUUGAAGAUGGGUUGGCCCUGCUUAUCGAUGUUGAUGAUAUUGAUCGGUACCUUCUGUUUAAUCAGCCGGCUGAUGGUGGUGUUCAGCUGAGGCGGCGGCGGCAGAUUCUCCUCGAGAGUUUGGCAACAGCUCUUCAACUCGUAGAUCCUCUCGGUCAGAAGAACCCUGGUAAUAAUACUUCAGCUGGCCCCGCAUCAAAGGAUGAUCUUGUGUUCUUGCGUUUAGUAGCUUUGCCCAAGGGUAGAAAACUCAUCACAAAGUUCCUUCAGCUUCUAAUCCCUGGUAGCAACCUCGUCCGAAUUGUGUGCAUGGCGGUUUUCCGACACCUCAGAUUUUUGUUUGGUUCUGUGCCCUCCGACCCGGCAGCAGCCAAGACAAGCUUGAACCUGACAAAGACAGUGUGUGCGUGCAUCAGUAGCAUGGAUCUUCAUGCACUAAGUUCUUGCCUUGUUGCAGUUGUUUGCUCAUCAGAACAGCCACCAUUUCGGCCUCUUGGCAGUCCGGCUGGUGAUGGAGCCUCGGUUGUUUUGAAAUCUAUCCUCGAGAGGGCAACUAAACUGUUAAUUGAUUCUCAGGCGGUGGCUGCCAGCUGUCAUCCGGUGGUGCCCAACUUUGCUCUCUGGCAGGCGUCCUUUGAUGAGUUCUUUGAUCUGCUGACUAAGUAUUGUUUGGCGAAGUAUGAGACUAUUCUGCAGUCAGUCUAUGCUAAAACACCAACUGGUACAGAGGAUAUUGAUGAAGAUGUACGUGGAGCGACUAAGAGGGAAAUGCCGGUUGAGCUUCUGCGUGCUUGCCUCCCCCAUACUAAUGAACACCAGAUGGAUCUAUUGAGACAUUUUGGACAGCAGCGAAAUUCUCUGACUGAACUGAGUACACAUACGGGUUCUAGCGGAAUCAUAAGUUCCGAAUCAGUCAGAAGUUAA
Linum trigynum is the source of this 2592-nucleotide messenger RNA. The record is from the annotation of a GenBank genome assembly. NCBI's taxonomy places the organism in Eukaryota, Viridiplantae, Streptophyta, Magnoliopsida, Malpighiales, Linaceae.